Molecule: messenger RNA, 303 nt
Organism: Penicillium verhagenii
Lineage: Eukaryota; Fungi; Ascomycota; Eurotiomycetes; Eurotiales; Aspergillaceae
Product: putative small nuclear ribonucleoprotein SmG
Exons: 3
Coding region: 1-303 (100 amino acids)
Biological process (GO): mRNA splicing, via spliceosome; spliceosomal snRNP assembly
Cellular component (GO): precatalytic spliceosome; U4 snRNP; P granule
Molecular function (GO): RNA binding
Source: RefSeq, a predicted model, not a curated record
AUGCCUCAAGCUCAGCCGGAAUUGAAGAAGGUGUGUGAUCAUUCCGUCGCUCUCUGCUUACCACACGUCUUUCCCCCACUCACAAUUACCGCGCAGUAUAUGGAGAAGCGGGUCUUCUGCCAGUUGAACGGCAACCGCAAAGUUAUUGGUAUCCUUCGAGGCUACGAUGUGUUCAUGAACAUUGUCCUCGAUGAAGCUUUUGAAGAGAAGGCCGGCGGUGAGAAGGUCGCCAUUGGAAUGAUUGUCAUCCGCGGUAACUCGGUCGUCAUGAUUGAGGCCCUUGAACGGAUUAACGACAAAUAA